CGACAAGACCGGUCUCAAGCCUACACUGUAAAAAAAGAGAACAGCUCUGUUUAAGUAAUGAAUUAACUAUUUCAGGAGUGUGUUGGUCAGGACACGACGAUGUCAGAGGUUUGGGGUCCACCCCUGUCCGUAGCCGUCGUCUCGCCAGAACCACUUGUCACCAGAGUGCCACCGGCCAGGCCCUCACGAUGGCCCGGGAAGACAAACAGCCCAGGACCUGGACAGCGUUCCUCAUGGGCCCUCUCCGGGCAUUUCCCCUCCGGGUCCCAGGAUUGAUCCUCCGGAUUCUUCUGUCCUGGUGUGUACGUGCGAAAAUCCGAGUGAUGAGAAGGGUCUUUAAAGGGCCAUUAAGAGGUCACUCUCCAGGUCACAGGCAGGUCCUGAAUGUGUGUCCAUCCUGGGCCUCGGGGUGAACUUACCGGCAGUCACUCUCUCCGUCCCCAGACCAGGAGCAUCGGGCAUGACUUCCACUCCUGAGGAGUACAGACGCACACAAAGAUCAGGACUGUACUAGGACUCACAGAAUCACAAGGUACUAGUCCAGUAUAAUGGAAAAAUUUGCACUGAUGCUGUGGAUCUUUCUGGUUCCUCUCCAUGCAUACGUGCUUCAACCCAGUGCAGAUGUGGUGGCGAUAGAGGACUCCUGGAGUGAGGGGAGGUCCUGGUAUGAGGACGGGAAGGACGGCACAGGUGAACCUUUGCCUUCGGCUGGGGAUCAGGACUCACAUGGGGAAGGUGGUGCAGAGCAAGAGAGGGGCCCAAGAGCUGAGGCCGGGGAGGUGGAGAGGGAGGAACGUUAUGAUGCAGAUGGAGACAACCGAGAAGACGAUCAAGAGGGGAAAAGGCAUGAGGAAAGCCACAGAGAAGGAGAUAUGGAGGAACGGAGAAGUCUGGAUGAGGAAAACAAAGAGGUAAUGCAAAGAGGAAGAGAUGUAUAUGAGGAGAGAGAACUCAGCGAUGAUUUGGAGGAGGAACAGAAAAGAGGAGCACACAGAGAUGAUGAUAAAAAAGAAGAAGAGGAGGGAGAUGAAAAUGAAACGGAUGAGAGGAAAGAAGAUGAGAACGGAAAAGACAAGGACCAGGUGGGAGAAGAGAUGGUUGAGGUGAACAGGAAUCUGAGGGAAUAUACAGUUGAAGAUGGUAGGGAAGAGACAGAGAGAAUUUCCAGUCCCUCUAUAGAGACAGACAUCUCUCAUUUGAGCCCUAACCCCAGUCCCUCUGUUGCAAAAGACAUCCCCCAUUUUAGUCCUCAAUCUGGUCUCUCUAUAGAAACAGACAUUCCCCAUUUGACCUUUAACCCUGGUCUCUCUAUAGAGACAAUCUCCCAUUUGAGCCCUAGCCCUAGUCCCUCUAUAGUAACAUACACCCCCCAAUGGAGUCCUAAUUCUGAUCUUUCUAUAGCAACAGACAUCCCCCAUUUGAGUCCUAACCCUCUUCUCUAUAUAGAGACAGAAAUCUCCCAUUUGAGCCCAAACCCCAGUCCCUCUAAAGUAACAGACAUCCCCCAAUGGAGUCCUAACUCGGAUCUCUCUACAGAGACAGCCAAUCCCAAUUUGACCCUUAUAGAGACAAUCUCUGAUUUGAGCCCGAACCCACUUCACUCUAUAGAUACAGACAUCCCCCAUUUGAGUCCUAACCUUGAUCUGUAUAAAGAGACAGAUAUUCCAAAUUUGAGCCCGAACCUUGGCCUCUCUAUAGAGACAGACAUACCCCAUUUGAGUCCUAACUAUACAGAUACAGACACCUCAUAUUUGAGUCCUAACCCUGGUCUCCCUUUAGAGACAAAUACUUCACAUUUGAGCCCUAACAGUGGUCUCUCCGUAGAGACAGACAUGUCUCAUGUGACCCCUAACCCUAGUGUUUCUAUGGGGAUAGACAUCUCCCAUUUGAACCCUACCCCCAGCCCUACCCUCUAUGUAGAUCAGAACUCUUCAGUAUCACAACAGGGCCUGGACCCAUUCCAAACCCCUCUCCCUACUGCAGACAGCACUGUUGCUCCAACUGUCAUUCAGGGGCCAGUGACAGCCAGAGAAAGUGAAGAACCCACCUUCACCGCAGUGAAACCAAUCAGUACGCCUGUUGUACUUUGGAACUUAACGGACAGUUCUCAGCCACGCCUCAGGGAGGAGGAGGAGGGAUUAGCUCCCAAGGUGACUGAGGUGAAGGUAGACUCAUUCAGAGAUUUGACAAAGGCGAACUCGGACACACAAGAGCGGAAAGGGUCGGAGAAGGAAAGGUCAAAGGUGAACCGGCCGAUGCCGAAACCGAAAAAGAAAAAGACACACCCGGGCAAAAAACCAGGGACGACAGGAAAGAAACAACAAAACAAAGUCAAAGCAGAGGACAAAAGCAAAUCCCUGAAAAAAGACAAAAACAAGAAGAAUAAAAAGAAGAAGCAGAAGGAAAACAAGAAGGCUGAGAAUGAGACUCACUUCCCCUAUUUUAAAGAUGAUUACUGCCCCCCUGACUGUGCUUGCUAUGGAAGAGUGGUCCAAUGCUCAGACAAAGUCUUGGAUAAGAUUCCGUAUGGCAUCCCAUACAAUGCCCGCUACGUCCUCCUCAUGAACAACCAGAUCCCCGGCAUCCAGCUGGACCUACUCCGUGAGUACAUGUCACUGGAAUUUCUGGUGCUUAGCAACAACCUCCUGACAGACGGAGGCAUCGAAGGGGCCUUUGAGGGAAUGAGGCACCUGAAGCGCCUCUACCUGGACAGGAACCACCUGGAGAGCAUCUCCACUGACCUCCCUCUCUCCCUGGAGGAGCUGCGUCUGGACGGCAACAACGUCAGCGUGAUGUCGGAGGUGGCCUGGGCCCGCUGCCCCAGCCUGCAGGUCCUCAGCCUCAACAACAACAGCCUGGGGCCCGAGUCGGUCCCGGACGGGGUGUUCACCCCGCUGACCAACCUUCGCACCCUCAGCCUCGUCCAUAACCUCCUGACCGCUGUCCCGGUCCACCUCCCCACCAACGUCAAGGAGCUGUACCUCCGUGGAAACCACAUCGACCAGGUCCCCGGCGACGCGUUCACCGAAGGUUCUGAGCUGCUGGUUCUGGACCUGAGCGCCAACCGGCUGACCAACAAGGGCCUCACCAAGGCCUCUCUCCGGCCCCUUGCUCACCUGGAGAACCUGAACUUGGAGGGAAACCUCCUUAAGAACAUCCCGCAACACCUUCCUCCCACCCUCAGGACCCUCAGCCUGGAGGGGAACGCCAUCACCUCUGUCAGCAAAGCGGCAUUUUUGAAGCUGCCCCACCUGGAGCAUCUGGGCCUGUCCCGGAACCAGAUCACCAGGGUGGCCCCCGGGGCCUUCUGGGGCCUACCUGCCCUGCACCAGUUGGAACUGGGACACAAUGUCCUCCGUCAGGUCCCUCGGCGCCUGCCCCCCUCCCUGCACUCCGUUUCGCUCGUUCACAACAAGAUCAACUCCGUCCCACGAGACUCCUUCUGUACCAAAGGCAAGGAUUCACCGCUCAGCAGGCUGGUGAGGGUUCACCUGGAGCACAACCUCAUCCACCUGGCAGACCUGGACACCCAGGCCUUCAGCUGCCUGAGGGGCUAUCAGGUCAUCCACCUCUACUGAGACUGAUUCCACUCCCUCUCCAUAUUUCCACUGAGAAUGAUUUCUCAGCCAUGCCACUUUUCUAGUCGUAAGAACUCCACAUCUACAUUGUGUUUCUACGGACAGUAACUCCAGAUCCAUGCCCUAUAUAUGGCCAGAGUAACUCCAAAGCCACGCCCCAUUUAUAAGGAUUGGAGCAAACGGCUUCAUGAAGCCAAAAAUGGGCAAAGCUACUAUAUCUUCUCGUCAACUCACUGAUUUGAGCCAUCAUUGGUCAUUGUGUAUUGCUGUGGAAAGCAAAACCUCCUGUUGGUUCAUACUGCUCGUAUUAAUUGACUGCUCAUAAUGCCACUUGUAGCUCCACCUCUGCUAUGAGUGACUCCUUCUCCAUUCAUUAUUUCUAAUGAGAAUGAAACUACAUCCACAAAAUAUUUUUACUGAGAAUAAUUAUCCUGGAAUCCGUUUUUUUUUUUUUUUUUUUUUUUUUGCUUAGAGGGACCCCCUGGACAUACCCAUGUCUUCACAGUGACCCCACUCUCCACAAACCUGGGGCCCAUUUUUGUCAGAAAGUGAGAGGGUUAAAUGUAAACUCAGGGGUAAUAAUGUUCCCAUUUCAAUAAAGAAUAAUUCUCUAUGUAGAGAAUUAAUUGUGUCUCUCUUUUCCAGAACCAGACUAACUAAAAUAUUAUUGGGAAAAAUAAAAGCUGAGAAACUCUUUUUUUGUAUUAUUGGAACGAUGUCUUUUUAAUAAAAUGUUUUAUCCUA
This is a messenger RNA of Anguilla rostrata (American eel), 4322 nucleotides long. RefSeq names its product wu:fc23c09. Lineage: Eukaryota; Metazoa; Chordata; Actinopteri; Anguilliformes; Anguillidae. The transcript has 4 exons. The coding region runs from base 549 to 3578 and encodes 1009 amino acids. Gene Ontology annotation, molecular function: protein binding. The record is from RefSeq and is a predicted model, not a curated record.